Aspergillus japonicus CBS 114.51 is the source of this 1382-nucleotide messenger RNA. RefSeq lists its product as uncharacterized. Lineage: Eukaryota; Fungi; Ascomycota; Eurotiomycetes; Eurotiales; Aspergillaceae. The record is from RefSeq and is a predicted model, not a curated record. The transcript has 6 exons. The coding region runs from base 67 to 1128 and encodes 353 amino acids.
UUAGAAUGUAGUUAAGGCUCGUGGUCCCCUCCACUGUGCGAUUGAUCCUCUGCAGCCAGUUCGACCAUGACUUGGGUGCACCAUGCCUCGCCCGAGGUGGAGGCAGAAUCGCAAUAUCGCCUGAUACUGGGGGUAUGCUUAGGCCUGACCCUAUCGAUGUUCAUCAUCGUCUGCCUACGCUUGGCUAUUCGGUUCCACGCUCGUCGGUUGGAAGCCUCCGACUAUGUGAUGGUGGUGACUAUGGGGUUUAGCAUUAUAUACAGCGCACUAUGCAUAGCUCAAAGUAGGUACGGUCUAGGGCUACCUCUCAAGCUGCGACCGAAGGAGGAUCUGCCCGAGUACACCAAGCUCAAUUAUGCCGGUAGGCCAUUCUACCAAGUCGGGAUCGCAGGGUUCAAGGCUUCGUUAUGUUUGAACUACCUGCGAUUGAUUUCCGGAACGUCGAAGACCCUAUAUAGAAUGCUCAUCUGGGUUACAAUCACCUUCUCCAGCAUUGGCCAUAUCGCGGGGGCAUUGGUGCUGAUCUUCAACUGCCAUCCCGUAAAACGGGCCUGGAACCCUACAAUAGCUGGAUCGUGUCUUCCCUCGGGGCCAACGUUCUAUGGACUGGCUGCAUUCACUAUCAUCUGCGACGUGGUCAUCCUCAUUCUCCCCAUCUCCCUGCUCAUGCAGCUCAAUAUUAAACCCGCCCAGAAAGCGGGCGUGGUGGGUUUAUUUCUCUUGGGUCUUUUCACCACCAUCUGCUCCAUCCUGCGCCUGGCUCAGAUCCACCGGGUCGCAUAUGGAGACGAAAACUCGACGAUGUUAGUCCUGUGGGGCACCAUCGAGUUCAACGUCGGGAACAUUGUGACGUGCAUCCCCUUCCUUGCACCUCUGCUUAAGGGCGCGGUGCGCGAUUUCCGAUCGCACAGUGACCAGAAACGCUUUGACAGGCAGAGUUAUGCCUUGCAGUCCUGGUCGAAACACCAACGCUCCCAGCUACAGUCCACCACCUCAGCGGCUCCACGCCCCCGACGGACUCCCAGCGAGGAGCUGAUUUUGGAAAGUGGGGGGCUCGAGGAAGGGGGGAUUCAUAUGACAGUGGAGUUGCGAGUCUCGCUGGAGGAGAAGGCCGCGAGAGAUCACUGAGAGCGUGGCGACCCUGAAAUUUUCUUUGGGCUUAAUGAUUAAUUAAUUAAUCACUCACCGGUCGGCGAAAGCCAGGUUUCCUAGUGUCAAUCAGGUAGAAACCCUGCCAAUAUUGAGCACGGUUGCUGCAAAUAAGAAUUGGCCGAAGUUGGUCAGGGAUUGGAACUAAAGCAAGGUGGACUGGGUCGAAGGUUCUCCCGGUCCAAUCGGUGGUGAUGGCACUGGCUGGUUAAGCCGUGCUUAGUAUCGGCUAC